CUCUCUGCUCCCUUGCAUUCCCAUCUCCCCCUCGUAAAUUUUACAGAGGGAAAGUCCAUCCCUCCACGUCUCCCCACACGCCGCGUUUCCAUAAAACCCCCCAUCCCUCCCAGAUCUAAACCCCAUCCCUCCCAGAUCUAAACCCCAUCCCCACCACCCUCCUCCAGAUCUGGAUUAGGGGAAGCAAAAAGAAAAUAUCCCAAUGGCGUCCUCCGACUCCGCGAGCGCCGCCGGAUCCGAAUCCAACAACGGCCCAUUGGCCCCCUCCUCGAUCCCGGCGGCGGUGCCGGAGCGGCGGAAGGUGGCGCUGAUCACCGGCAUCACCGGGCAGGACGGCUCCUACCUGACCGAAUUCCUCCUCGGCAAAGGCUACGAAGUCCACGGCCUGAUCCGGCGGUCGUCCAACUUCAACACCGCCCGGCUGGACCACCUCUACGUGGACCCCCACAACUCCUCCAAGGCCCGCAUGAAGCUCCACUACGCCGACCUCUCCGACGCCUCCUCCCUCCGCCGCUGGGUCGACGUCCUCCUCCCCGAUGAGGUCUACAACCUCGCCGCCCAAUCCCAUGUCGCCGUCUCCUUCGAGAUCCCCGACUACACCGCCGACGUCGUCGCCACCGGCGCCCUCCGCCUCCUCGAAGCCGUCCGCUCCACCUCCUCCUCCGGCAAGCCCAUCCGCUACUACCAGGCCGGAUCCUCCGAGAUGUUCGGCUCCACCCCCCCGCCCCAGUCAGAAUCGUCCCCCUUCCACCCUCGCUCCCCUUACGCCGCCGCCAAGGUCGCCGCCCACUGGUACACCGUCAACUACCGCGAGGCCUACGGUCUCUUCGCCUGUAACGGCAUCCUCUUCAACCACGAGAGCCCCCGCCGCGGGGAGAACUUCGUCACCCGCAAGAUCACCCGCGCCGUCGGCCGGAUCCGCGUCGGCCUCCAGACCAAGCUUUUCCUCGGCAAUCUCUCGGCCGCGAGGGACUGGGGGUUCGCCGGGGACUACGUCGAGGCUAUGUGGCUCAUGCUGCAGCAGGACGAGCCCGGCGACUACGUCGUUGCCACCGAGGAGUCUCACACUGUGCAGGAGUUCCUCGAGGCGGCCUUCGGGUAUGUCGGGCUCGACUGGAAGGACCAUGUUGUGAUCGACAAGCGGUACUUCCGCCCGGCGGAGGUCGAUAGCUUGAAGGGGGAUUCGUCCAAGGCGAGGAAGGUGCUUGGGUGGAAACCCAAAGUCGGGUUCCAGGAGCUGGUCAAGAUGAUGGUGGACCAGGACAUUGAGCUCGCCAAGAGGGAGAAGGUUCUGGUUGACGCCGGAUACAUCGAUUCCCAGCAGCAACCCUAGAGAAAUGUGUCUCAUCCAGUUGCAAAUCAUCUUCUUCCUUCCCUUUAAAUUUCGGUUUGAUUCAUCUAGAUAAGAAAGUUAUAAUUUUUCGAAAAUAAUAAUAUCUGUGUUCUUCUGGGGAAAUGUGGUUAGUGUUUCGAAUGCUGCUGUGAUAUUUCUAUCUUUGAUCGAUUAACUAGAUGUUCUCUCGGUCUUUGUUUUGUUCUGGUAAUUUCUUUUUGUUAUCAAUACUAAAAGUCGUUGUUAUUAAUGUGAAUCAUGUUCUGCUAUUAUUUAUUAAUUU
This is a messenger RNA of Elaeis guineensis (African oil palm), 1616 nucleotides long. Its product is annotated as GDP-mannose 4,6 dehydratase 1. Gene Ontology annotation, biological process: 'de novo' GDP-L-fucose biosynthetic process. NCBI's taxonomy places the organism in Eukaryota, Viridiplantae, Streptophyta, Magnoliopsida, Arecales, Arecaceae. Gene Ontology annotation, molecular function: GDP-mannose 4,6-dehydratase activity. The record is from RefSeq and is a predicted model, not a curated record.